UCUCAGACCCUCUUGCGCUCAUUUGUGACAGCUAACGGCAGGUCAGCGGAAGUGACGAAGUCUGCGGUCGCUCAGCACACAGCGCGAGCAUUUCCUCGCCAAGUUUCAGUUUUAUGCACGCGCACCAGCGCUCUGAUUUAUUGUCGAUGAGGCGCAGCAAAGACUCACAGCUUCAACACCAUAAAUAGAAUUCAUCAGAAAUUUUUUUUUUUUUUACUGGAUUUACCGGCGAGCUUACAGAAACUAACUAGCAGACAGACAGACACAGACACCCUGACAUCCGCCAGAGCUGGAGGAACAAAGUUGACAAAGCAGACGAAGACAAACCGAGACUCUUUUAGCACUUAGACAGCAGCGUCUCCGUACAUCAUGCCUCGUUCUUUCCUGGUGAAAAUGCGUAAAAGAGGGGGCCACAGAUCUUCCCUUCCUACAGACUGUAUGCCGUGUUUGGGUGUCACAGGUUGCACAGGCGCAGGAACCCAUGAAGAGCCAGUGCCAAAUUUCGAGGUUUCAUCUGUACAGCAGAUGAAGAUGCCCCGGGACUGGACAACAGAAAUGAUAAGUGAAUUCCCUUCACCGAUUCCCUGGCAUCAUUUUCAAUCCAGCAACACAAAGGACAAACAGGACCUGGGAAGUGCCUUAAAGUCCAGCAGCAUAGACAGAGAUUGUUCAGGGAUCAGCUCCUCUGUGAUACACUGUCAGUUAUGUGCCAAGAACUUCUAUAGCUUUUCUGACUUGGAAGCCCAUCAUUACAAGUGUCACGAAGGUCAGAAGCUGCCCAUAGUCUGCCUUAACAGCGGCGAAUCCAUGACCCCGCACAGUACAAAGGAGCGAACGUUCGAGUGCAAGGAGUGUGGGAAGCUGUUCAAACGCUCCUCCACCCUCUCCACACACCUGCUGAUCCACUCGAACACAAGGCCGUACCCCUGCCAGUACUGCGGCAAGAGAUUCCAUCAGAAAUCAGACAUGAAGAAACACACCUUUAUUCACACAGGAGAGAAGCCACAUGUGUGCAGAGUGUGUGGGAAAGCCUUCAGCCAGAGCUCUAACCUAAUCACACACAGCAGAAAGCACUACAGACCCUUCAGCUGAGCACACACUUCUAAAAUGUCUGCUUGUAAAUAUGUACCACUUUAUGAAAAUAAACUUUUAUAAACAUU
This is a messenger RNA of Hemibagrus wyckioides, 1160 nucleotides long. Its product is annotated as zinc finger protein Gfi-1b-like. The transcript has 7 exons. Gene Ontology annotation, biological process: regulation of transcription by RNA polymerase II. Lineage: Eukaryota; Metazoa; Chordata; Actinopteri; Siluriformes; Bagridae. Gene Ontology annotation, molecular function: RNA polymerase II cis-regulatory region sequence-specific DNA binding; DNA-binding transcription factor activity, RNA polymerase II-specific. The record is from RefSeq and is a predicted model, not a curated record. The coding region runs from base 370 to 1092 and encodes 240 amino acids.